Messenger RNA from Numida meleagris (helmeted guineafowl), 10045 nucleotides. RefSeq names its product gap junction protein gamma 2 (gene GJC2). The transcript is spliced from 2 exons. Gene Ontology annotation, cellular component: connexin complex. NCBI's taxonomy places the organism in Eukaryota, Metazoa, Chordata, Aves, Galliformes, Numididae. Gene Ontology annotation, biological process: cell communication. Bases 5445 to 6692 code for a protein of 415 amino acids. The record is from RefSeq and is a predicted model, not a curated record.
GAAGGGGACGUUGGGAUGAGGGGCAGAAGGAUGCUCCUCUCCUCAUCCCUCCCUUUGCAGUGCACGCGGUGGUGGGAGCUGUGGCAGUUAUUUUAUUCCUAUGAAAUGCUUUGGAUUCAGCGUGUCCUGAAGCAAAAGGAAUCAAAACUCUGCUCAGGGUCUGGCGGUCGCUCACCAUUUGGAUCCAGGGCGUUGCAGAGUGCAGAGCAGAUCUGUGCCACGCGUUGUGCACAGCUGUGGGGUUUGCCUGGGCAUGGGUCAGUGUGCUCCUGGACUUAGCCUGGGCUGCUUACAAAGAGAGGGAAGUGAUAAAAACUGAGGAGAGCAAGAAAUAGACUCCUUCCUCGGGGAGAGAAAGGGCUCUGGUGGAGGGCUCUGCUUCUCAGAGGUGGGGAGGCAGCAGGAAAUGCAGCCAAGAUCCCAUUUUCUCUCUGAUUUGAGUUACUGACAUCAGGAAGAGGCUGGGCAGCUCUGAGGAGGGGCAGUGGGACAGCCCCACGGGGAUGGGGACACUGCUGUGCUCUGGGGCUCCAUCUGGUCCCCAUCCUAAAUCCCUUCCACGUCCCAGAGCCACUGGAGGCGUUUCCCUAAAGGGGAUGAGGAGAUGCUUCGGGACCUGGUUUUCCCCCUGCAUACAGUUGGUUGGAACUGGUGAUCUUUGAGGUCCCUCCCAGCCCGGGCCACUCAAUGAACUUCAGGCACAGAGCCUGACUCUUCCCUAUCCCCUCCGCAGCUGUGCUGCUCCUCGUCUCCCGAACUGAAUUCUGCUCUCAGACCCUUGGGUUGUGCCUGUGAGACCCAGCGCAGCCGGUCCUGGGCUCUGCAGCCUGCUUGCUUUGGGAGCACCAACUCGGCUGCUCCACGUUGGCGUUGCUCCUUACAGCCCCGGCACUGACGGGAACUGGUGCGCAGGGCUCAGCCCAGCAGAAGCUGUGGUUUUGCAGCUGCUCCCUCUAACCCACAGACAAAAGGUCCAUUGAGAGGAGGAUGCUCUUUGUGAGGUGCUUUUGUCUCGUGGGUUUUUUUUGUCUUAUUUUUAAAGGAUGUGAGCUCAGUUGCCAUCCCUCGUUAACGCCUCUGGGUCCUUAGAUGGGCCGAGCUUGAAGAUGCUGUUGCAUUUCCAUGGCCUUUAUUGUCUUCACCCUCAUGAAAAAAAUGAUCACCUUCCCCCUGGUUGGUCGGUGACCCUCAGUUACAUACCUGCUGUCCCCAGCUCAUUGGUACAAUCACCAUGAACAUGGUUGGGGUGGGCAUGGUGAAUUUGGCUGCAACCAGCAUGUGUGCAGAUGGGUUCCUUGGAUGCUGGAAGGACCCUCUGGAGUCCUGCUGGUCCCAGGCAGGGGAAGGAGGCGUUUCUUCCUUCCACCCUCCCAGCCCCAAAUGUCCAUUUCAUUUAUAGCAAAGAAGUUGUCAUAAUUACUUUGUUUAAUCCACGCUGAGUAGAAGAAAGCCAUGACCUGUGCUGGCAGGGAGUGAGCAAAAGGCCCAGACCCCAUCCAAUGGGGAGCAGAGUAGAACCCUAACCCGAAAGGGUAACCCUUAACCCUAAAUCCAAAUCCAAAAGGGUAACCCUUAACCCUAAAUCCAAAUCCAAAAGGGUAACCCUUAACCCUAAAUCCAAAUAACAGAAGGGUAACCCUUACCCCUUAACUCUCACUCAGAAGUGUAACUCUUCACCCUAACCCAGAAGGGUAACAAUUAACCAUUAAGCUUAACUCAAAUGUGUGGCCCCUAACCCAAAAUGGUAGCCCUUAACCUUCACCCACAAGGUGGUAACCUUUAGCCCUAACCCAAAAUCCCACGGGCCCCUUCUCGCUCUGCCCAAAUUCCCUUGUCGUGCCGCAGGAGGGCAAUCUGCCUUCCACCAAAACCCUCCUUCGAAAGCGUCCCGAGGAAGGAACUCCUGCAAAGUACGCGAGCUAUUUCUGAGACAAUCCUUGGGUGUUCUCCAAGACUGUAAUACCAGAAGAUGUUUGUCAGUGUGUGUCAUAAGGAAACCCCUCCUUCCCCUGUAACGGAGGUGGAGCACGGCACGGCGUGCGCUCAAGGCUCUGCUCCCCCAGCGCAGCUCUCCCCCUAAUUUAUGGCUUGUCUGGAGCUCUUCCACCUGAGGUUCAUCCAAGAAGCACAAGGGUCGUUUUUAAGGCCGAGCAGCUCCCUUUGACCCGCUCCGUUGCUUGGAGAUCUUGGUGACCAGCCAUGUAAACUGCUGUUGUUUCUGCUCCUCGUUGCCAGAAGAAGAGAAAAGACUGCGGGGCUGCUGCAUGCUGUCCGUGCAACCCAUCGAGAAAGGGGACAUGGAAACUGGGGGGAAAAUGAGGAUCCCCGUCCCGCUCCUCCCCUGUAAAUUAAGGCAUAAGGAGUUAAAUUACUGUUUCACUUCUAACUUUACUGGAGCGAUUAAUCCAUCUCCCUGCCUCUGCAGAGGGGUCAGGUGUCAUUUGGGGACGUUUUUUGGCACUGUGGUGUAUCCCCUCAGCUCUCCGGUUGCCCUCUCAGAGGUGGGGACCCCAAGGCUGCCAGCCCCCAGAGCCCUGGGCUGUUCCUAAGGCUCUGUAGGGGCAAGCCAAGCCCUUGGGCGAAGACUCAAGGGUCCCUCCAUCCUUCAUGUCCUCUCCUGAGGUCCGUCUUCUUGCUCCUCUGGGGCAGAGCAAUGUCCUGGGGAGGCUGCCCAACUCCUCCUGUGUGUGUGAGUGAUGCUGGGUAGGGGACAGAUGGGAAUGGUGAGGGUGAUGUGUAUGAUUGCGGGGUGACAGGGGCUGAAGUCUCCUCGGGAGGUCUCGGAGCAUGGCCAACUUUGUUGGAUGGAAUUGCCCAGGGCCCUGUCCAAACGAGUUAUUUCCAAGGGUGGAGAUCCCACCAGAACCCCGUGCCAGUGUUUGUCAUGGAGAAAAUGAUUUUUUUUCGUGUUAGGUUGAAAUUUUUCUGGCUGCAGCUUGUCCUUUCACUCUGCACUUCUGAGGAGAGCCUUGACCAUCUUCUGCAGAACCUCCCGUGAAGCAGCCGAACACAUCAGCAAGCUUGUCCCCAUCUCUUAGGAUCACAGAACAUCCCGAGUUGGAAGGGACCCUCAAGGAUCCUCGAGUCUAGCCGUUAAGUGACGGCCAUGGGGGACUGCAGGCCGCUGUGAGGGGCUGUAGGGCCAUGAGGAGCUGUAGGGCCAUGAGGAGCUGUAGGGCCAUGAGGAGGCCUCCUCUCAGCUUCCUCUGCUCUGGGCCAAACAAACCAAGAGACCCUUUGCCCUCCAGAUCCUUCCAGAUGAGCAUGAGCUGCUCCGCAGGGUCAGGACAGGCAGUGAGGCUGUAUUACUGAGUGAAUUUGCAGCCAGCGUCCCUCUCCCCACUAGGAUUAGGUCUGUCAUGACAUAGCUCUCCCACCAGCGGGACGUAAACAGAUAGAACCUGGGAACGUGGCCUGGAAACGCGGCUCAUCCCAGGCGGCCCCAAGCAUCUCCCGCUUCCUUCCCACCAGGAGGGCUGGGAUGUUCCUGCUGUGCUUCCUGCCCGGGGGCAGGUUGCAGCUGCAGGGUGGGAAUUUUAGGGAACAGAGGAGCUGGGAGCCAGCACCCUAACAUAGAAUCAUUGAACAAUUACAGCUGGAGAAGUCCUCUAAGAUCAUCUAGGUCUGACCAUUCACCUUCCACCACUAUUGCCCACUGACCACGUUCCCCAGUGCCACGUCUCCAUGGUUCCUGAACACCUCCAGGGACAGCGACCCAACCCCCCCACCUCCCUGGGCAGCCCGUGCCAGUGCAUUACUGCACUUCUUGAGAAGUUCUUGCUAAUAUCCAAGCCUGUAGGCUGAGCGGGAUGCUGCCAUCCCUCACCAUGGGUGAGAAGGACUUUGAGGACUACGUCUUUGGGCACCUAGCGCAGUAAAUCCAACCGUAACCCCUGGUGACACUCAGCCUAGGAAAUGGCUCUACCCAUGCACGCAACGCUCUCUGCUUCGGAAACUGCUGCUGGUUCCUGAGCCAAAUUCCUUCGGGCUCGUUUUUAUCAUCCCAUUUUUCCUGCUGGGGACAAUGGUGCUGCCGGCUGCUCUGCUCAGCCAUUUCCUCCUCUCUCCCAGACAGAAGCAGUUGACUGAGCCUAUCGCAAAGCCAGCGUCCUUGUUUCCCUUCCAGGCCGCCCAGCCGUGGGGAGGAGUCACUGUAUAUUGACAUGGUGCAAGAGCAGAUGUGCAUUCCCUCACCCGGACCGUAUUUUGGGGACCUGUGCAAGUGCUGCCCUGUCCCUGGGGCUUUCUGCAGCAUGAGCAGCCCGUGCUUUCCUAUGGUCGGGGCUGGCAUCAUGGCACCAUGUGGCCCUGGACAUGACGUGAGCCAGCUCCAGCUCUGGAGAGUUGCAAGUGCAAAUAAAUAGAGCUGAUGAAAAGGCAGCAGUGCUGCAGGAGGAGAGGGGAGAAGAGAGGCCAAGUGAUGUACUGGGGGUUGCCAACCAGCCCAGGGGAUAGGAGAGCCUCAUUUCGUAGCACAGCUUCUCUCUGCCCACACGUAGGUGUUUAGGUCCAGCUGUGAUGUUUGGGACAUCUGCCUUAGCCCCAAAUCCCACCAGGAUGAGGUGCUUCAACCUGGAAGCUCUGCUGCCCGCAGCCCCCAGCGCCAUCGCCCCUCUGAAGCCCACCCCUCUGCUGCUGCUCGCCCUGCGCGUUGCUUCCCUCCCCGAAUUCUGCGUCAGGAGCUGGACUCAAUGAUCCUUGUGGGUCCCGUCCAACUCAGGAUAUUCUGUGGUUCUGCAAUCAGUGGGGACGCAGUGGGUCAGCCUCCAAAAGACCAGCUCCCCAUCCCAAGGCCACGUUGAUGAUGGACAGGAAACGAAUGCUUUCCCUCAGAAAUUCUGCUCUCGGGCAGGGAUCUUUCAGCUUCCAGCUGCUUGAGUUAUCUUGCUGUGAGCGCUCGGUUCUGGGAAGGCUGCUGGCUCACGCAGUCCUCCCGCUGCCCCCGAGGCGAUGCGGCGCUGGGGAGGAGCAGCCUGUCCCUGAUGUAGCCACUUCUCCAAGGGCACCGGGCUGGCGUUCAAUAGGGCUUUGUUGAAUGCAGGCGAGGUGCUUGGCUUGGCUUAGAGGGAGGUGGGAGCUCUUAGGCCGCCAGCGAGCCAGGCAAAGCAUUUUUGUUGUGUUGGGAGCAGAGCGGGAGCACCUGGAUGUGAGCGAGGCUGAAGCAGGUGCCUGGAGGUAGGGGUGUGUGGGCCCCCCUUCCUGUGCCGGGCUUGCUGACCCAUCCAGAAGGUCUUUGCUGGAGAAGUCAGCCGUAGCAUUGACUCCUGGUUGAACAGGCCUACAUGUUUACACGGGAUGGACACGGCGUUGUGUUGAGCGUGGCACAUUCCACCACCGUGACCAAGGCAUGGAGAACUGCCCGGCGUCCUUGCGUAGACAUGAGGAGUUCCACCGGGCCGGCCGAGCUCCAGCACGCAUCCCCCGGUUAUAACUGAGUAGCCCUUAUGACCAACAUGAGCUGGAGCUUUCUCACCCGCCUGCUAGAAGAGAUCCACAACCACUCCACCUUCGUGGGGAAGGUCUGGCUCACCGUGCUCAUCGUCUUCCGCAUCGUCCUGACAGCGGUCGGUGGAGAAUCCAUCUACUCAGAUGAGCAAAGCAAGUUCACUUGCAACACCAAGCAGCCCGGCUGCGACAACGUCUGUUACGAUGCCUUCGCGCCGCUGUCACACGUUAGGUUUUGGGUCUUCCAGAUCAUCAUGAUAUCCACCCCGUCGGUCAUGUACCUGGGCUAUGCCAUCCACCGGAUCGCCCGGUCGGCGGAGGAGGAGAAGAAGUUCAAGGGGUUCAAGAAGAAGAAGCAGUUUGCUUUGAACUGGCAGGCGGUGCGCAACAUGGAGGACGCGAUGGAGGCGGACGAAGAGGAGCCCAUGAUCUCCGACGACACGGCAGAAAAUGAGAAAGCCAAAGCCAAGCCCAAGAGCAAAGAGCAGCAAAAGCACGAUGGGAGGAGGCGAAUCCAACAGGAAGGACUGAUGAAAAUCUACGUCUUCCAGCUGCUUACCAGAGCUUCGUUUGAAGUUUGUUUUUUGAUAGGGCAGUAUUUGCUCUACGGUUUUGAGGUAGAAGCUUAUUUUGUCUGCAACAGACUGCCUUGUCCUCACACGGUGGACUGCUUUGUGUCCCGGCCAACAGAGAAGACAAUCUUUCUGCUGGUGAUGUACGUGGUGAGCUGUCUGUGCUUGCUGCUGAACAUGUGUGAGAUGUUCCAUCUGGGCUUCGGGACCAUCCGAGAUGCCAUCCGCAACCGGAAAAUCAACAGCUUCAGGCAGCCCCCCUACAACUACGCCUACCCUAAGAACAUCUCCUGCCCUCCCGAGUACAACCUGGUGGUGAAAUCGGAGAAGUCCACCAAGAUCCCCAACAGCCUGAUGGCUCACGAGCAGAACUUGGCUAACGUCGCUCAGGAGCAGCAGUGCACCAGCCCGGAUGAGAACAUCCCAGCAGACUUGUCCACCCUCCACAAACACCUGCGAGUGGCCCAGGAGCAGCUGGACAUAGCAUUUCAGAGCUACGGCAGCAGCCAGGGCAACGCACAGCCCUCCCGGACCAGCAGCCCUGCCUCGGGCGGCACGGUGGUAGAGCAGAAUAGGGCCAACACCGCCCAGGAGAAGCAAAGCGCUAAGCCCAAGGCGUCCUUGGAGAAAGGCAGCUCCAGCAGUAAGGAUGGAAAGACGUCUGUGUGGAUAUAGCUUGUCUGGCAGCAAAGAGGGCAGCGUAAGUGGGGUUUUAUUUUCGGUUCUGUUUUUCGAUAUUGUCUUGAGUUUAUUUCACAGGGCACAGGCACAUUUUUUCUAUGGAAGUCAAUAGAGAAAAGGAAUUUCAGACCAAUUUAGUACUGUCUUCCGGUGCAUUAACAAAAGACAUUUCCUUCCUCUUUCCAACACGUUCUCCAGCUGAGAACCUCCAGUGAGAGACAGCGACUGCUGCAUCCCGCCGAGGCUGGACAGCCCGCAGUGAUGGAAGCAGAGAGCAACUCCCACACGCAGCGCUGCGGUCAGACAGCCUUUAAUUACUAAAUAUCCUUAAUCGAAAUUAAUUUCCGAUCCCUUGAUUAGAAAGGAAAAUGACUGAUAUGUCAAUGAACUUUCACGGCACGCUCCCAGCUAACGUCUCGCCAAAAUUUUUCAGUGCACAGCAGGCAGCACUGGAAGCGAAGGCAACAGAGGUGCGUGCAUAGCACGGCACCGAUGGUUUUCAUCUUUUAUUCUGCGCUGAAACAAAAAGCAAACACGGCCAAACACUCUGCAGUGUGAGUUGGCAGUGACGUUGCUGCUUGUACUGGUGCCUGCAGAUGUGAUGGGAAUCGCUGCAGUCACGGUGUUUUUAACAAACUGCUGCUUCACAUCAUCAGAAAGUGCCUUUUUGCAACCAGGAAAACAAAAUCGUAGAGGGUGUCGACCUCUUCACGUGCUAAAUUUGAGUAAAGAUGGGAAGAUCAGUGUUGGCAGAUUUGUUUUUCCGUUUAAUCAACCUUUUAUAAAUAGUGGCAGACAGCAGAUCUAUGCAUAGCGUGUAUACGAUGCGUGUGUGUGUACAUGUCAGUAUAUAUAUGGACACAUGAACGUGUGUGUGAAUAUAGAUACAUAGAUUUAUAUAUAUAAAUGUGAUAUCAACCCUCUGGUAAUUUUACAGACUUCCACUUCCCCUGGGAAAACUCGUCGGAUCCAGAAGGGGUGGCAGUGGGGAAUGGGCAGGUUUCCAUACACUUGAUAGGUUGCUCAGCAGAAGACCUGGCAUCAUGGGGCACAGGACCCAGGGCAGCAGCAAGAAGUUUUCCCCUGGUUUAUGGAGAGAUUUUGUUGGCUUUGCUUGGUUUUAAGGCGGUCUCCUUGCAGUUGCAGGAGCUCCAAGGCUCCUGUUGGUGCUGGGUGUGCUUUGGUGGGGUGGUUUCAUCCUGGAGCUGAGAUGUUCUUGGGAUGCUUGUGGCAGUUCACCACCAUGGAGGCAAAGUAGGCAGAGCCUUCCAGAUAAAACUUUACAAGGAAGAAGUAAAUCCUUAGAGAGCGCUGCAUCAUUCCUGUGCUGAGCUGCUCCCUCACAUGCCAGGCCAGCACACAAGCCCUCAUGCCUCAUGGUUUUUUUUAUGUAACUUCUUGAUGGGCUCUUUCUCAUGACCCUGAGGUCGGUCUCUGGAAGCCUUGAGGGUGCCUGUUAUUCCCCAGCUGGCACAAAGACCAUGCAAUGCCUCUGGAGAACAGUGCUGGUAGCAAAUAGUAGGUUUAGAAAGAUGCAACGAAACGUUCUAUGAGGUAUCCAGCUGCAAAUGUCCAGUAUGGCUUUGAGUAACAGUCUGAAGACAGUUCCAGGCUUGUUCCUGAUCCUGCUGAAGGCACUGUCUGGAGCGCUGCCUGCUCUUGCUGCUGGAGUUGUUCCCUUUGGAUGAGGACAACUGCAUCCCACAGGAGGCUCAAUGCAUCCUGCAGCAGCACUGGUCUGUAGCAGCACACACACAUUGUGUUCAGGGAUGCUUUGUAGUGUGAAUUUUCCAUGAAAGGCUCAGAAAGCUCACGGCAUGGUGGUAGGGCAAACAUAUCAGCCCGCGCUGCUCCUUGUCCUACGUAUGGGUACCCACCCGCUGGGGCUGUGCAGGGAGACUGGGAGCUGCUGGCAGUGCUAUCAUGAAGGUACAGACAGCCCAGGGCUUAUUCCCCUGAAGAUUUGGGGUGUUUGAAGACUGUCUUAUCUCCUUUAGCUCUGCUGUAAACCAAGCCUACUUUCAUCAGCCUGUCAUUUCCAUGCCACGGAUCCAGUGUGCCAAGAGGGAUGAUCAGGCAGUCCUGCAGCAGAUUUGCAGCCUCCUCCUGGCUGGUGUCACCGGCACAUUUAAUACGCACACACUGUUUUCCAUAGUGGGAGUCAAUAAUUGCAGUAUUGAUGAGUACUAGGGCCAGGGCAGACACUUGGGUGUUCGAUACUGGCUCCUCAUCAGGCAGGGUAACUGCUCACUCUGCUGUCCUCCCAGCCAGCCCUGCUCAUCUGUAGGGCUUGAAAACCUCCUUGCAUAAAAUCCUUUGGAAAUGAGGGCUGGUCUCACUUGCCCAUUUUUUUCCAAGCGUUUUGACAGGGACUGAAGCACAAGGGCACGCUGCUGGCAGGACUGCUCGAUGCCAGAAUCUUGUGGUGGGCUGCCAGGCUCCCACCGACUCCUCUUAUACCAAGAAGGAGCCACCCCUGUUCCUCCAGCUGCCAGUGUGAGUCAGACAGCCCUAAAAAUAUGGAGGAUUAUUAUUAUAAUUAGAUAUAUCGAAUUGCUCACUUCCCCCUUUCCUCCACUGCUUGCCCUCUGGAGCCCUUAGGAUGUCAUGUACUCCACUGAGUCACCACCACCACCAAGGCACCGACGUCUCCGCAGCAGAGACCCCUUCCAGGUCAGGAAGGGAAAUCCCAUCUUUACUGUGUCUGUUUGGGAAAGAAAAGGAUAGGAAGGCGAAAUAUGCAUAACCACAAGCAAAAGCCCCAGCACAAACCGAACCGGCAGCUUGAGGAAUUUCAAGCAGACGACGGGCAGCAUCGGCCACGGAAGAAAUGCCAGUAGUAUGAUUAAUGCUUUGCUUUCUUUUCUGCAGGAUAGUCAUUUAGUUCACGCUCCAGACGGGUUUAGCUCUGUAGCUGAACUAAUCGUAAAUGUUGAUUCUCUCACUAAGCUUUGCUGGAUAAAGUGCCCGCCCUUGAGUUUCUGUUCUUACCAUUCAGGGCCAGGAAUGUCCCACGUAAAAGCCAGAUUACCUUGUUGCUUGCAUUGCAUUCCACUGGAAAAUACUUGAACUUAACUCAAGGCCAUAACUAGUCUGUGCUGUUUCAAAGUUUCUGGGAUUUUUUUUUGUUGUUGUUCAUUUUUUAUGUACUAACUGUAUUUGUACUAGAAAAUUUUUGAGUAUGAGGUUGGAUCUCUCUAAGUAUUUCUGAGUGUAAAUGUUACAUCUGGACUGUAGUUAGGUUAAGCACUGGUCAAAAGAGAAAGAAACAUCAGCCCGACUCUUCAACCGGCUAUUCCACAUCCAUUACUAAUAAAAUGGAAUAAAACUUACAUUUUGUUACAGUA